AUGUUUCUGUACGUGGCCCACUAUGCAACGCACUACAGCACCGCCCCCGAGCGGCUGGAGGUUCCAGAGCACUACAUGAGAGGGUACGAGUUCAUCAGGCACGCGAACCGCACCCGCUACGCAGGCAUGGUGGCCGCUUUGGACUAUUCUGUGGGCCAGAUCGUAUCCGCCCUGGACGAAGCUGGCAUCCUGAACAACACGUUCCUCGUGUUCACCUCGGACAACGGCGCCCCCACCACAUUCUGGGAAACGCACGGCGCCUCUUCGUGGCCGCUACGGGGAGAGAAGGACACGUUGUUCGAGGGUGGCGUCCGAGUGCCGGGUAAUCGUGUGGGCCCCAGCGCCGCUGUGGCACGGCGUGGGAACCGAGUACGACAGGUUCUUCCACGCAACUGACUGGUUGCCUACGCUCUACGAGGUGGCCGGUGGAAACGCAACCAACCUGACAGGCAUUGACGGUGUCAGCCAUUUUCGGUCACUCAAACAUGCCAGCGUUCCAACACCAAGAAGCGAAGUUCUUCUCAACAUCG
This is a messenger RNA of Dermacentor silvarum, 530 nucleotides long. RefSeq names its product arylsulfatase B. Bases 1 to 396 code for a protein of 131 amino acids. The transcript is spliced from 3 exons. NCBI's taxonomy places the organism in Eukaryota, Metazoa, Arthropoda, Arachnida, Ixodida, Ixodidae. The record is from RefSeq and is a predicted model, not a curated record.